Molecule: messenger RNA, 1529 nt
Organism: Corythoichthys intestinalis (scribbled pipefish)
Lineage: Eukaryota; Metazoa; Chordata; Actinopteri; Syngnathiformes; Syngnathidae
Gene: sc5d
Product: sterol-C5-desaturase
Exons: 5
Coding region: 83-967 (294 amino acids)
Cellular component (GO): membrane
Molecular function (GO): iron ion binding; C-5 sterol desaturase activity
Source: RefSeq, a predicted model, not a curated record
GUUACUGGCUGGCUAAAGCCCAGCGCUGUACCUUUCAACAGUGUUACAGUCCAGAAUAGAGUAACCUAAACCAGGUACAGUCAUGGAUCUUGUGUUGAAUGUCGCUGACUACUACGUAUUCACACCCUACGUGUACCCGACGUCGUGGGCAGAGGACGGCGCCCUGCGGCAGAUCCUCAGCCUGCUGGUAGUGACAAACCUUGGUGCCGCGAUUCUCUACCUGACCCUGGGAGCCCUCAGCUACUACUUUAUCUUUGACCAUGACCUUAUGAAACAUCCACACUUCUUAGAGAAUCAGGUUCGGCGUGAGAUCAAAUACGCACUGACCUCACUGCCGUGGAUCAGUAUUCCAACGGUGGCCUUGUUCUUCGCCGAAGUUCGAGGUUACAGCAAAGUGUACGACAACGUCCACGACUCUCCAUUGGGGUGGACUGGGCUCUUCCUGAGUAUGGUAUCUUUUCUACUUUUCACCGACAUGUGCAUUUAUUGGAUUCAUAGGUUCCUACAUCAUAAGCUUAUUUAUAAGCUCUUUCACAAACCGCAUCAUGUCUGGAAGAUUCCCACACCAUUCGCCAGCCACGCCUUCCAUCCGGUGGACGGCUUCAUGCAGGGGCUCCCAUACCACAUCUAUCCAUUCCUUUUCCCCCUCCACAAGGUGCUAUACCUGGCCUUAUAUGUCUUUGUCAACAUUUGGACCAUCUCCAUCCACGACGGUGACUACCGUGUACCCGGUGCCAUGACGGGAAUCAUCAACGGCUCGGCGCACCACACAGACCACCACUUGUUCUUCGACUACAACUACGGCCAGUACUUUACGUUGUGGGAUCGCAUCGGGGGCUCUUACCGCCACCCGUCGGCCUUGAUGGGCAAAGGUCCCCACGACCUGAUCCGCAGGCUCCGGGCGGAGGCAAAGUUAGACGGCAGCAAAGCAAAUGGACAGAGAGACGUCAUGUGUAAAGAGGAGUAAUUUUCCUUUCCCAAAUACAGCCCUGACACCUUUAUAGGGGUACGUGACUAUGUUUGGUAAUUAAAAAAAAAAAAAGUCCACAUAUUCACCUUUUGGUUGGCCACAAUAUUAAAUAUUUGCAGCCAACAUGAAUGUUAUGUCAACAUUCGUGGACUCCAGGUCUCAAUUCUAAUUUUAAAAAAAUAUAUUAAUAUUGAUCAUUAUUUUUAUAGAAUGUUUUUAUGGAUAAAUAAAGUUUUAAUAACUAAAAAUUUAAAUAUAAAACUGAAAUACACUUAGAUCAUGGACCCAAUAGCAAUCCAAAGAUGUUGUUUUCAUAGUAUUUACCUCAUUAGUUGCCAUUGACAACAAUCGAUGUACAAUUAAUAAAAACUAUGAAGACUGAAUGCUCAUCUUUUAGUGCCAUCCAUUUUCAUUCGCUCUCCCAGUCGAAUUGGAAUGGACGUCUGAGUGCCUUAUAAAGGAUUAAAGACAAUCGGUAAUCUUACAUUGUGCUUGCAAAAUACAGUGGGGCAAAUAAGUAUUUAGUCAACCACUAAUUGUGCAAGUUCUCCCACUUGAA